GGCACAGUCGUUUCUUGGACGAGCAACCGUUUGCAUCGCGCGCACAUUCAAAAACAAAAAAGGGAAAUAAAAAAAAAAAAGAGCAGCAAUAGCUAAAGGAUUCAGCGGGAAAUAAAAACAUUUGGGAAAUCUAAAACCCAAAAAACUGUUUACAGGACAAAACCGGGCGCCACUCAGACGCAUUCCAGGCAACUAACCAAAUAAGCAACAUGUCAGUGCUGGUGAAAUUGAUCAUUGCUGGUGUUUUCCUUCUGGCCAAUGCCUUUCACAUUCAAGGCGUUGAGCAAUCGCGUCAUUUACAGUGCUGGCACUGCAGCUCCGAUACUGUAGGUGCCGAGGACUUUUGUGAUGUUACCUUCCAGGAGGAUAGUAUACCGCAGGACUUUAUACGUGAACGUAAUAUCAAUUUAUUGCGUAGCUGCAAUAGCACCAUUAAUUCGGAUCACGAGAAGGCUGUCUGCCGCAAAACCGUCGAGGAAGGUGCCAAUGGCAAAUAUGUAACCAAACGUUUUUGCUAUUAUACCAACAAAUCGGAUCCUUUGGAAUUGUGUAAUGUCACCAGCCCCGAGAAGAAUGUACGACGAAUAUUCUGUGAGGAUUGCACAACUGAUCGUUGCAAUUCGGCCGAACAUUUAAUGGGAAUCAUGAUAGUUACCAUUUUAAUGCCUUUAUUGGCCUUCGUAUAAGAAGAAACAUAAAUUACAAACCAAAAGUCACAUAGAGAACUGCUUAGUAUACUUUUAUUACAAAAAGAAAAAAACAACAAUUUGUUUUUGAGUUGAGAACGUGAUAUUUUGCUGAUUAUUGAUUACCUAUUUAGUUUUAGUUUUAAAGUUUAGUUCUUAAAAUUAAGUUAAUUUGUAUGCUUGUGCCGCAUUUAGCCAUGCUCAAAGCUCUCACAACACUAUAUAGUUUUCUCAAUUUAUUUUAAGAUAAAAACCAAAGAACAACAACCAACAAGCAAAUUCAAAGUAUUGUUAAAAUAUCGAAACAUAACUACUAUUUGAAAAUUUGUAAAGUAUAUUCUCAAAUUCACAUGAAAACAGAAAAUAACCAUAAUUACUCUACAAAGAGCACUCCACAAAAUAAAGUUUUGAUGUCAUAGAUAAUGCAAGAGUUCAAUAACAGCAUCUA
Drosophila willistoni is the source of this 1134-nucleotide messenger RNA. RefSeq lists its product as uncharacterized. The transcript is spliced from 3 exons. Lineage: Eukaryota; Metazoa; Arthropoda; Insecta; Diptera; Drosophilidae. The record is from RefSeq and is a predicted model, not a curated record. The coding region runs from base 210 to 686 and encodes 158 amino acids.